CUAUUCCUCCAAAGAUAGCCAGAAAGUCGAAAGUUGAGAAAAAAAAGUAUGGCUGGACGAUGUUAUUAAGAGAUUCGUAAGUGAGUGGUAGAGAAUAUUUUGCGUACAUUUAGUUGCGUUAACGGUGUAGUAAAAAAGAAAUUUCCGUUAACGUUCAUUUCAUCAAGAUUUAAGUAAUACUAAAAAAAAGAUAAGUGGAUAAAGGAGAAGAAAUAAUAAACCAAGGACGAGAAUCCGUGUUGUCGAUAUAUAGAAGAAAAAUAAAUAUGUGUUCGAUCAUCGCAGAAUAUUGCAAGUGUCAUGCAUUUUGCAACAGGGAAUGACUCGCGAUACGCCAAAAAUAAGCGGUCCAGAACAGGUCCGUCGCUGUGAUGGCUGAAAUCGAUCAGAGAUCAUUAAGUUAAUCGAAAGGAUUCGCGCUCUUUGUCCCCCUUUGACUUUUUGGUUAGUGGCCUCGAUCCCGCGAACAUCUGGAUUGUGUAAAGAUUGUGAUAUUAGGAAUUAUACCUUAAACUUUAUAUAGGUAGUUACUGAUUUAUUAAUAUUCAAAUCGGGAAACUUGUUGACCGUGGAUUAAGGAAAAAGAUGUCACUAAAACCCAAGAGAAUGGAUUUUACUAGAACCUGGGAUGUUUUGCAAGAAACUGUUAAAGGAGUAAUAACAUUAGCCAAUAUCCCUCGUGCUACGUGGAAUGACAGAUUCAGCGAUGUGUAUUCCUUGUGUGUUGCAUAUCCAGAAUCAUUGGCAGAUAGAUUAUACAAUGAAACAAAAAGGUUUUUGGAUAAUCAUGUUUCUCAAUUAUUAACAAAAGUUCGUGCUCAAGGUGAAACUGGUUUGCUUCAGGCUUACCAUCGUGCCUGGACAGAAUAUUCACAAGGCAUAAACUAUCUACAUUGUCUGUAUUUGUAUCUAAAUCAACAACACAUUAAAAAGCAGAAACUAUCCGAAGCAGAGCUUAUCUAUGGCACUUCUUCGGCUAUGUCCGCUGAUUGUCAAGAGCAGAUGGAAAUUGGUGAAUUGGGUUUAGAUAUCUGGAAGAAAAGAAUGAUAGCGCCGCUUAGAAAUUCUCUUGUUUCUCUUCUCUUAGAAAGCAUUAAUGCAGACAGGAUAGGUGAGGCACCACCUGCUACAACCGAUGUGAUUUGUGGAGUGAUACAGAGUUUUGUGCGGGUAGAAGAAUAUAAAGUGAAAGGACAAUUAGAUAUGUAUCAAGAAAUAUUUGAGAAACCAUUUUUGGAGACUACCGGAGAAUUUUAUGCGAGGGAAGCCUCUGAAUUGUUACAACAAUCUGAUGUUACUCGUUACAUGGAAAGAGUUACUUGGCGACUUAAUCUAGAAGAACUCCGCACGUGCAAGUUUCUUCACGUUAGUUCAAUGCCUAAAGUAAGUCAGUGCUGCGAAGAAAAAAUGGUAGCCGCACAUCUUUCUUGGUUACAUGCGGAAGCAGAAGCAAUGAUACAAAAUGAACGCAGAUGGGAUUUAUCUUUACUCUAUGCUUUAUUAAGGCCAUUGCCAUCUGAAUUAGCUCCGCUUGUACAGAAAUUUACUCAACACAUCACGCAACAAGGGUUACAAGCGAUCGGUCCAUUACAAGGUGAAAAUGUAUACACUCAAUUUGUAGAAAGCAUGCUGGACGUGCAUACAAAAUAUUCCGAAUUAAUUGGAGAUGUAUUCAAAGGAGAUCAAGCUUUUAUAAGUGCUCUUGAUAAAGCGUGUUCAGCUAUCGUCAAUCACAGAUCCAUUCCGCGUCAACCAGCUCGUGCACCCGAACUCCUUGCCAAAUACUGUGACUCACUUCUAAAAAAAUCUACUAAAGUUGCAUCAGAGGGCGAAAUAGAGGAAAAAUUGGGACGAUCCAUAACUGUAUUCAAGUACGUCGAUGAUAAAGACGUUUUCCAAAAGUUUUACGCUCGUAUGUUGGCUAGGAGAUUGAUACAUCAACAAUCUCAGUCAAUGGAUGCGGAAGAGGCCAUGAUCGAUCGCUUAAAACAAGCCUGUGGAUAUGAAUUUACAAAUAAAUUACACUGUAUGUUUACCGACAUGUCCGUGUCUGCAGAUCUAAAUGCGAAGUUUACAGCCAGUCUCAGAGAAAGAGACGCGGAUAAUCAAUUAGGCAUCGGAUUCGUGGUAUAUGUAUUACAAGCUGGAGCGUGGCCUUUGGCUUUGCCACCUUCGCCUGGUCCUUUUCACGUUUCACAACAAUUAGAAAAAUCUGUACAGGCUUUUGAAUCUUUUUAUCACGCGCAAUUUAGUGGUCGAAAAUUGACCUGGUUGCAUCACUUGUGCCAAGGAGAAUUAAAAUUUAAUUAUUUAAAAAAACCAUAUUUGGUGACACUGCAAACUUAUCAGAUGGCUUUGCUACUUCUUUUUGAACAUUGCGACUCUAUACAGUGCAAAGAAGCAGCGGCAUCGUUACAUCUAUCGCAUGAUCAAUUAAUGAAGCAUGCCGCGAGUCUCGUUGAUAGUAAAAUUCUGAAAAAAUCGACAGAGGGUGACUUAGAGGAAGACACGGUUCUUACACUUAAUUUUGAUUAUCACAAUAAAAGAACGAAGUUCCGUGUUACGGUAGCAUUACAACGUGAUACGCUCCAUGAUACUGAGGCGACACACCGUAGCGUCGAUGAUGAUAGAAAAUUGUACCUGCAAGCAGCUAUAGUUCGUAUAAUGAAAAGUCGAAAACUUUUGAGACAUAAUCAACUUUUACAAGAGGUACUUGGUCAGUCUAAAGUUACUUUUGCACCCUCCAUCGGCAUGAUCAAAAAGUGCAUUGAAGCGUUGAUAGAUAAGCAGUACAUCGAACGUACUCCAAACAGUGCUGAUGAGUACUCUUAUGUUGCGUAACCUUAUCGCGAAAGACAUCACUAAUUUAUUUCCUCGGGAUGUUCCCUUUUUCGUUCAGUUUAUCAUUGUAACACCAAUAUAUAUGGAUUUCAAUUCUAAAGCAAUUUUCUUUCUUCGAUUAUACGUUUUUUCUCAAUAUAGAAUCUCGAACAGAAAAGAUCCAUACGCUUUAUGAUAAAUCUUAAUGUCAUUUCGAAGAUUAAAGGGAGCAUCUUGAAUCGCUUAUGUGCUCCUAAAUCGAGCGAUUAAUAUCUUAGUCGAUUCCUUGACUUGUAAUAUAUGCACAUCGAAUAAAGAGGAUGUUAUUUUAA
This is a messenger RNA of Vespa mandarinia (Asian giant hornet), 3152 nucleotides long. RefSeq names its product cullin 2 (gene Cul2). Gene Ontology annotation, cellular component: cullin-RING ubiquitin ligase complex. The record is from RefSeq and is a predicted model, not a curated record. Gene Ontology annotation, molecular function: ubiquitin protein ligase binding. Gene Ontology annotation, biological process: ubiquitin-dependent protein catabolic process. Lineage: Eukaryota; Metazoa; Arthropoda; Insecta; Hymenoptera; Vespidae.